UUGAGUUAUAUGGCGUAUCAACAAAUGGCGGCGUUAAAAAAAUAAUCUGUUUUGCCGUUACGAGAAAAGACAUUAAAGAUGGCUAUGGCUGAGCAGAAAUACAAUCUAGCACUAAUUUCAACAGUUACAGACAAAAAGAUCAGAUCACAGCCAUGGUACAAGGAGAGGCUAAAAACUAAGUAUAUAAAGUCACUGAAACCAUCUGAUACCUCUAAAUGCCUUGUUGGAAAAAACUGGAUUUUUGUCAAAGAUGGCUUAGAUGACUUCCGAGAUGGUCUUCCCCCAACUGUAGAGGGCAACGUCUUUCUAAAAGUGGAAAAAGGUCCAGGACCAACAAUAUCAGGCGACAGUGACAAUGUAUCAGCAGUCAAACAGGCGGCCAUGCCUAAGCGGUUUGACAAGGAGCAGGUCUGUUUCGCCCGAGUCACACCACAGCAGCAGCAGCGACGACAACACAUUGAUGAAAUUGAAUGUGGCUUGUUGCGACAUCCUCUUGCGCUGUACCCGCAUCUGGAGGAAAGUGUCGCACCAGAGCUGUUUGAGGAUAUUGUGGACAUCCUUGAUCCCGAGAUGAACAUGGAGUCCAGUGAGGAAGGCUCUGAAGAAGACGACUUGGAUGAGGCGGAGGAGGUAGCGGAUGCUGAGGAGUCUAAAGAGGAUGUCAAGGCACCCGAGGUUGGCACAGAGGAGAAGGACGAGGCGCAGUCGAACGAAGAGAUAUUAAGAAAUCUGUAUCGCUGGCUACCACGGAAAGAAGAAAAGAAGGAAAAGAAGAAACCUCACGAACGAAAAUCGAACUCUCCUUCACAGGAAAGACAUAUUCAGAAUGUGACGCGAGAGUUCUGUGAGUGGGUUGCCAGUCUCGGUGGAGAGAGUAACAACAUAGAGGAGUCGACCAUUACCAGUCUGUUUGCCAGCGGCUAUGAAACUAAGCCUGCACUGUCCGUCCCCAUCCAUGUGGUGGAGCUGACCAAUGUCCCACAGGAACUGCGCAUGUCGGCAUCCGCUCCACAACCACAAGAAUCCACGAGUAAUGUCCCAAAGUCUGUCAUGAAAAAAAAGAAAUGGGAAUAUUCAGGCAACUAUGAACCAAGUUGGGUGAAGUUCAAAUAUGGUGCCUGGUACCUCGAUCCAAAGACAUGGCAAAAGAGAGACCACAAUAUUCCCCUCAUCGAUCCAAAGGAACUGAAAAAUCAAGAAAUGUCUGAAGCAAAAAAACGCAGCAAUGAUCUGAACAUUGAACUUUCUCAGAUGCAUGGAUCAAAUGCAUUUAUGGAGUUUAUUGAAAAGAAGCAAACACGUAAACCAGAAUUCAGUGGGAUCCCAUUGGUCCAGUUCUAGCAAUGCAAGCCUGUUCGUUUCUCGAAGAAUGUAAAAAUGGAAGUUGUCGGGGAACGUAACAUAAGCUGAUGUCAUGUUAUAUUAGCCGUUUUUAUUAUUGAGUGUUAUUGUUCUAGAACCAAAACAGAAUUCGAAACAAAAUAUGAUUUUCUUUGUUUUUAUUAACUGGUUUGCUGCUGAGAGCCACAAUUGUGGCUUCCAUGAAAACUGCAAAAAGCCACAAUUGAGAUUUCCGUGGAUACUGCAAAAAGCCACGAUAGUGGCUUUCCUAGUGCAUGUUGCAAAUUGUUCUCUGAUUGGAUUAAUUAUAACUGAGUUAAUGAGAAGACAAGUUAUAGCAUAAAUUUAUUACAUUUCCAUGAGAUGCAGUCUGUGAUUGGCUAAGCCCAGUAUAAGUGUUUCAUUGACAUAUGAUGGUGCUAUUAACUGGUGGAACAACAUGUGACUUUCAAAACGAACACAAGUAAUGUCCGAUGUCUUGUUCAACACGGAUAGCGACGAUUCAAUCAGAACAUUUUAUAGUUUCAAUGAAUCUGAUAUUGAAACUUUAAAUGGAUCCAGUUUUGACAACUCAGAUAAUGAACUAAACAAUCAGUGCUGCUGUGGAUGAUUAUAAUGGGGGCUGAGUGGCUGAUUUCGCCGGCGAUAGUUUCGAUCAAAGUAAAACUGGAGCUCUAACAUUUUUGGAAAAACCAGGCAUAUGUAAUAUACCAGAAAACAUUAUCAACCCCCAUGGAUUAUAUCCUUUACUUCUCUUAGCUAGGUGACCGAUUUCUAGAUGAUUUAGUCUCAGAAUCUAAUACAUAUAGUGAUACAAGGGCACGGCAGAAACAAGACAAGUUGUCUUCUCAUUUCAACAAAUGGCAACAUAUUGGUGAUGCAGAGAUGAAAGCAUUUUUAGGAUUGAUAAUAAAUAUGGGUUUGAUUACUCAAAAAAAUCUCAUAAGGACUUAUCUUUGAUAUCACAUAGGGUAAAAUAUUUUGUUGAUCACUUCAGAAGUCAAUUUAGAAAGUACUAUAAGCCAGACAAAGAAUUUUCUGUUCAUGAAAGCGCAAUAGGAUUUCAGGGAAGGACUGCCUUAUUGCAAUACGUGCCACUGACAAAUACCACCAUAAAUUUGAAAUAAAACUUUGUAAUUUGUGUGAGAGUGCUGCUAAAAACAGUGACCAUGGACUAGGACAUGAUGUGUGUUAAACUUAUGGAACCAUUUUUCAAUUGUGGAUACCCCCUCUAUUUUCAUAACUUUUUUUUACAGCUGUAGCAUUGGGCGAAUUAUUGUUACGUUAACGCUAGUUACCUUACCAGAUAGAUGAAGGAAUUGUGUCAUUUGUACCAAUAAAGCUUCUGUUAAACUUGUGUGGACAUCUUACAAAUGUUUGACUUGUGAUGUGACCACACAAAGAAGCUUCUACCCAAUAACUAAAUUACUAAUAUUGCUUACCUGACAUUUCACUUGGGAUUUAUGGACAUCUCAACCACAAAUUAUGUAGAUACAUAAUGUUAUAUAGUCCAGAUGUCUGACAGAUUUAACCUCCAGAAAAUUAAAAAGAAAGACACACAAAAACCCAGUCAUGUGAGUCAUAUAUUUUAUUGUCUGAAAAUUAAAUUUUCAAUGCAAUUAUUUCUAUUUACAUGCUUUAUACAGUGUUAUAGCACAGAUAACUUAGCAGUGAACCAGUUAAUAAGUGUUUCAAAUUUAAUUAUACGGUUUGUCGGUUAUUUCUUUUAGGUUCAUAGGGACAAAAGAAAAGCAUUGCAAACUUUUGCGUAAACGGCCUUUGUCUAGCCUUUACAAAGUAAAAAGGCAAGAUACAGGUGUUAUAUUUCUGGCGACGGCAUCCACUUUUGUGUUAAAAUUUGGUGUUAAAGUUUCGUGUUUAAAUCAGUAUCUCGCAAACUAAGUCCUAGGUCAGUGAAAUAUGGUUUAUAAUUGCACCCACAGUGCAUGUGAAAUGAAUUAAAAAUUAAUAAAUUAAUUUUUUUUAAUGAAAAUAGUUUUGCAGUUAGAUUAAUGUUAAAGUUUUAAGUUUAGCUCCAUUUCUCACAAAAUAAAUGAAACCUGGUUUAUAGUUGCACUUACGGAUGUUCAUCACAGUGAAUGUGAAUUUUUUUUUAAAACUAAUUAAACAGUUUGAAUUAAAACACUUUCACAUUUAACUUAAUAUUAGUUUUGCUUUUAGAUCUGUUUCUAACAAACUCUAAUUCCUACAUGAAUAAAACUUGGUUUAUAGUUGCACCUAUGGAUGUUCAUAAUGCAUAUGAAAAGAAUACCAAAUUAUUUAGGCAAAUCAUUUACCUCCACAGCACUUUUGUUUUUAGUUUUCAUAACCCGGUGAACCUCAAAGAAACAACAGACAAUCUUUAAUUCCUAUUUGUCUCGCCUUUACGAAGUAAAAAGGCUAGAUAUAGGUGUUACUUUUCUGAUGGUGGCGGCAACAACGUUAACUUUUGCAUUAAUUUUUUCAAAGUUUAAUGUUAAACUUUCGGAUUUAGAUAAAUUUUACUCAAACUGCAGGGUUCGAACUUAAGAAUUUGUCUCCCAUGGCAAUUCUUUAAAAAAUUGCCGUGGGUGAAACGGCCCACCGAUGGCAAGUUUGAGCCAACCUAUCGAAAUAUUUUAAAAAGUGACAUUUGCAGCAAAUGAAUGUCACUGAAGGGUUAUUUUGUUGUAUGUAGACAUACAUGUAUUUUAAAUAUGUAAAUGUUAAAUAUUGGCAGAUAAUGUACACUAGUAGUAUACAUUUUGCCAUUGUUGAAGAGCUUUACCGAUGGCACAAAAGUGCUGUUGGUAAUGCUCCUUACCUACAGCUAUUUAUAUCUCAACAACGGCAAUUGCCGUCGGUGCCAUCAUUUAAGUUCGAGCCCUGAAACUGUAAGUCCUUGGUCAGUGAAACAUUUAUAGAUAUAUCUGUGGAUGUUCAUCACGGUGCAUGUGAAAAGAAUAAAAAAAAUUUAAUUAAAAUAUAUUAGUUUUUUUCACAUUUCACAUUUAUCUCCAUGUAGGUCCUAGGUCCUAAAUCAGUGAAACUUGGUUUUAGUUACACCUAUAAUUAAUUGUUCAUCACAAUGCAAAUUUGGCUAUUUUUUAUUUUAUUAUUAAAUUAAAUUUUUUAUAGAAUUUAUUUAACUGAAUUUUUAUUUAAUUAGGUUUUUUUUUAUAAUAUGCAUUGAAAUAAACAUCUUAUAGAAGCAACUAUAAGUGACACCAAAUAUGUUUAUGGUAGGUGAGUCAUUUUAUUCCACAGAAUUCUUGUUUCUGAAAAUGGUUUAUUAAAAAUUUGGUCUCAGGCUGAUUUAUUUAAAUAUAAUUUGUUUAUUUUAAUUAACUGGGUUUUUUUGUGUGUUUUUUAUUUUAAAUAUACAUACUUGUCUUCCUGCACAGUCUUCGCUAUUUACUUUUUUGCCUGCUAAUUGUUUUAUUCAUCAAUGGAGCACUUGUUACAGACUUAACUUCUUGAUACUAAGACAUGUAUUACAAAAAAUUUCUGUAUUCUGAUUAAUUAAUGUAAAGACGCUCUAUCGAUACAUUUUGUCCAGUGUACCAUAUAAGUAAAAAUAAUUAAUUGAAUCACUACGGUAACAUUUUAGCAUUGCAAAGUAUACUGUUUAUUUGUAAAAACCUUUGAUCACUUUGGAUUUGUAUAUCAAGUGAUUUUGAUAUACAUUUAUUUUAAAUAAAAUGUAUUCUCGUUGGCCAGUUUGAUAAUCGAGUUACUGUAAAUCAUAAAAUAUUAGCGAUCUUAAAAUUUACCAGAAUCUAAAUAAGUGACAUAAGAGCAACAUAGAACUUUAGUGAGGUCAUCAUAUCAGAAAGUUAAAAAAAGAAAAGAAGCUAAGCUGUAGGAUCAGCUGAAAUAAUACUUUUGAUCAAGUUUGAUGUUUUGCAGAUUACAGACAAAUUUACUAAAAGUUUAUGCUCCUUAACAUUUCCUUAUUUACAGCAUCGGUCUUCAUAUUUUGGGCAUCUUCUGUCAUGUUUUGUUUUUUUGUCAUAUAUUUGGAUUCGUCCUUUUAAAAAGGUUAAAUGCAAUUUAUGGUGAAGAGGUUUAAAUAUUCAAGAAGAGAUAAAAUAUUUAAUUGUUUUUUUGAACUAAUUAAAAUAAAAAUGUUUCUAUCUC
Messenger RNA from Gigantopelta aegis, 5460 nucleotides. Its product is annotated as protein FAM47E-like. The transcript has 9 exons. NCBI's taxonomy places the organism in Eukaryota, Metazoa, Mollusca, Gastropoda, Neomphalida, Peltospiridae. The coding region runs from base 79 to 1341 and encodes 420 amino acids. The record is from RefSeq and is a predicted model, not a curated record.